UUGGACCAGGAUGAGAACAGCCCCAGGGCCACCAAGUGGGUGUAUCUGGAGGGAAGCAGCAGAAGAGGCGGAGGCUGUGGUGGUUGCAAAGGCAAUGGGUGCAAAGGCAGUCAGGUGCAGGCUGGCUUUCAAAUCCACCAAUGGGCGUCCAGCGCCUUUUGUCCUGUUCAAACAGUGGCGGUUAAAGGCUGGGCCCGGCUGCGUGCCUGGGAUUUAGAGAAGGCGAAAUGGCUCUCUGUUGAUGGACAGCCUCCUCCUCUUUCUCCUUUUGUGAGGGGAAGAGAGGGGGUCAUGGAGCUCAGCCCUGUCCCCGCAGCCUCCCUCUGUGCCAGGACGGACAGCGGCCGCUUGGAGCCUCCAUUUUAUCUGACAACCUUUGGGCAGCUGAAGCUUUCCAUCCACACAGAAGGCAGGGACCUUCUGCUCUAUGUCAUGGAAGCCAGAGGCCUGUUGGGGAAGCAGUGCCAGAUCUGUGACUCCUUUGUCAAGGUGUCCCUUGUGCCAGACGCCGGCCGGCAGUGCAGGCAAAAGACCCAGAUUGUCCCAGACAGCAAGAACCCCGUCUUCCACCAGCGCUUCGUCUUCCCUUUGCGAGAGGAGGAUGAGCAGAAGCGCCUCGUGGUUACUGCCUGGAACCGGACACGGGGCUCCAGGCAGAGCAGACUCAUCGGCUGCAUGAGCUUCGGCGUGAGGAGCCUCCUGAGCCCAGGAAAGUCUCAGGAGAUCAGCGGAUGGUAUUACCUGCUGGGGAAGGACCUAGGCAGAACGAAGCACCUGAAGGUGGCCACAAGGCGGCGCCAGCAGCAGGAGCGAAGGCCAGAAGUCACAGAGCCAAUGAUGUCUGCCCAGCCGGUUGUGUUCCCGGGAAAGCAGCAAAAGGAGAACAUGGAAGAGCUCAAGAUCUCCAUCCCACGGGGAAGAAAUGGCUUUGGUUUCACCAUCUGCUGCGACUCCCCCGUCCGAGUGCAAGCCGUCGACUCUGGUGGCCCAGCAGAGAAGGCCGGUCUACAGCAGCUGGAUACAGUGCUGCAGCUCAAUGAGCAGCCGGUGGAGCACUGGAAGUGCGUGGAGCUGGCCCAUGAGAUACGGAACUGCCCUGGAGAGAUCCUCCUGCUGGUCUGGCGCCUUGUCCCUCAAGCCCGUCCCGCCCCCGAAGGGGUCAUCCGCCGUUCCUCCUGCAAGUCCACGCUGGACCUUCACUCGCCCCCCAACAAGAGGGAGAAGAACAACGGGGCGCCCAACCGACCCCCGCAGCAGCAUCGCCAGAGCUGCCACAUUGUCUUUGAGGGGAGCGGCAGCGAGGGGUUAGGGUUCAACCCCUGGGAACGCUACACGGAGCUCGGAAAGGUCCCCCGCCCUCAGCAAAGACCCCAGCCUCAGCAGCAGCGCACCCUGCCUCUUUCCUCCUCUGUACGUGGCAGCGGCGACAAGAACUACAUCAUCCUGGCCCCCCUCAACCCUGGAAGCCAGCUCCUGCGACCGCUCUGUCCAGAGGGCAAGACCCCAACUGGAGGCAGCAACACCGCCUGCCACAAUGGCAAGAAGUCCAGACUCAUGAAGACAGUUCAGACCAUCAAGGGCCAUGCUGCUCCCCCGCCCUGCGCCCGGCCCCUGGCCCCACACUCCAGUUACGGCACCUACGUGACCCUGGCUCCCAAGGUGCUCGUCUUCCCCAUCUUCGUGCAGCCACUGGACCUCUGCAAUCCGGCCCGGACUUUGGUGCUCUCCGAAGAACUGCUGCUCCAUGAGGUUCGGAACAAACCCACAAAGGUGACCCUCUUUGUCUACUCGGACCUGCUGCUCUUCACCCAGGAGGAGGAGCCCGGCCGGUGCCACGUCCUCCGGAACCCCCUCUACCUGCGGGAUGUCCGGCUGCAGGAGGAAUCCUCAGAAGACCUGAAGUUCUGCAUCCUCUACCUGGCAGAGAAGCUGGAGUGUGUGCUGAGCCUGGAGGCUCACUCCCAGGAGCAAAAGAAGAGAGUCUGCUGGUGCCUCGCCCAGAACGCCGCCCGGCAGCAGCAGCAGCAUCACGAACAGCUCUUUGCACCAGCAACGGUGCCCACAGCCCCUCCAGCCGAGACCAAGAUGCUUGAGCCGGAGGCUGAGAAGCAAGGGCCUCCUUCUGGGACGGAUGGAGGGACUGAGCAUGUGGCCCACCCUGUGACAGGGGAGGAGGAGGAGAGGAUGCCGGAGGCCCAGAGUGUCCCUGAAGGAGAGGGAGAGGGGCUGGCGGAGUCCCCCUGCAAGGGCCAUUGCCCCUUCCCUAUCCCCUCCUUGCAGCUGGAUGGCACCUUCAGCCAAGACCCCAACAGAGUGGCAGAAGAGGAAGAUGAAGAAGAGGAAGAGGAGGAGGAAGACGAAGAGGCAAAUGGGGCAGCCUACCUGAACCUGGGCGAGGGGGAGCCCUGCAGGCCCUCCCUCUCUCCCCUGAGGCCCUCCCUGCGCCGGCGCACGCACAGCGAAGGCAGCCUCCUCCAGGAGCCCCGGGGCCCGCACGCCUUCCCCUCCGACACCAGCCUCAACUUUGCCGCCUCUGAUGUGCAAGGGGCCCCCACCAGUUGGACCCUGCCCUCCCCAAAGGCCCUGAGGAGGCAGCUGGCCAAAGACGGCGGGGGCUCCAUCCACCAGCUGACCCUGCUCUUCGUGGGCAACCGGAAGCCCUCGCAACAGCAGCUUCACCUGUUGGAUCCCGACUGUGGCUGCGACUUUGGGGCCCACCAGAAGAGGCGCCGGAGUCUAGCCAAGGAUGUGAAGCAGCGCCUGGGCCUCUUCCGGCGUCGAAAUGAGUCUCCCGGAGGAAGGUUAGUGGAGAAAGGAGCGAAGGCCCUUCGGCCAAGUCCAGAAGAAGCCCUGGCCUGGGGGGAGUCCCUGGAGAAGCUGCUGCAACAUCAGUACGGCCUGGCCGCCUUCCGCGCCUUCCUGCGCACUGAGUUCAGUGAGGAGAACCUGGAGUUCUGGCUGGCCUGCGAGGAAUACAAGAAGAUCCGUUCCCAAUCCAAGAUGGCCUCCAGGGCCAGGAAGCUUUUUGCCGAGUACAUUGCCAUCCAAUCUUGCAAGGAAGUCAACCUGGACUCUUACACCCGGGAGCACACCAAGGAGAACAUGCGGACCCUCACCCGGGGGGCCUUCGACCUGGCUCAGGGGCGCAUCUUCGGCCUGAUGGAGAAGGACCCCUACCCGCGUUUCCUGCGCUCUGAGCUGUACCUGGACCUUGUCCGGCCAAAGAAGCCCAGUCCUAUUCUGUAGGGUGGGGGCUCUUUUGGAGAGCAUGACACUCAUCCAGGUCUUCCUCCCUCCUUGACCGGACCCUUGCCUGGAUUAUAGAGGGAGCCCCUUUCUUCCAUGCAGGAGGAGGGGUCAGAUGUCAGGGGGGAAUGCCAUCCCAAGAGCGGCUUUCUCACUCCCAUGGGGUCAGUGAUACUAACACCACUAGACCCCUGUGAGACUCAAGGGUAUUCUCUCCUGUCGCCCCAAAAUCAUUCUGGAGGUGACCAGCACAGAAGGAAGGCCCUCCUGGAGCAUGGAUGCGGAUUGGGACCAAGAUGGCUUCCGUAGGGGGGUGGGUCUGCGUCUUCCUUCCAAAGAGACGCUCAUUAAAGAGACUGACCGGCAUCUAGCCUUUGCUUUGGCAGACGAAUGGACCGACCAUUGGCCACACGGUCCCUCUAGGUCCCUGGUCUUAUUUAUUGAUAUCUGCUGGACUGGAUAGGUUUUGUCUCUGAGAUCUUAUCCCCAAUGUCCCAUAGCAAAGGAUGUUUUUUAAAAACUUAAGUGCAAUAUUAUUGUAAUUUUUUUGUGUCAGGAGCGACUUGAGAAACUGCAAGUGGCUUCUGCUGUGUGAGAAUUGGCCAUCUGCAAGGACGUUGCCCAGAUGUAUGAUGUUUUUCUAUCCUUGUGGGAAGUUUCUUAUGGGAGGCUGUAUUAUUGUUUUGUUUUGGGGGGGUUUUUUGUGUCAGGAGUGACUUAAGAAACUGCAAGUCACUUCUGGUGUGAGAGAAUUGCCCGCCUGCAAGAAUGUUGCCCAGGGGACGUUGGCUGGAUGUUUGAUGUUUUAAAAUCCUUUUGGGAGGCUUCUUGUGGGAGGUUGUAUUAUUGUUUUGUUUUGUUUGUUUUUUUGUGACAAGAGCGACUUGAGAAACUGCAGGUCGCUUCUGAUAUGAGAGAACUGGCAGUCUGCAAGGAUGUUGCCCAGGGGGACGUUGCCGGAUGUUUGAUGUUUUACUAUCCUUGUGGGAGGCUUCUUAUGGGAGGCUGUAUUAUUGUUUUGUUUUGGGGUUUUUUGUGUCAGAAGCGACUUGAGAAACUGCAAGUGACUUCUGGUGUGAGAGAAUUGCCCGUCUGCAAGGACGUUGCCCGGAUGUUUGAUAUUUCCUAUCCUUGUGGGAGGCUUCUUAUGGGAGGCUGUAUUAUUGUUUUGUUUUCCUUUUUUGUGUCAGGAGUGACUUGAGAAUCUGCAAGUCGCUUCUGAUGUGAGAUAAUUGGCUGUCUGCAAGGAUGUUGCCCAGGGGACGUUGCCCAGAUGUUUAUGUUUUACCAUCCUUAUGGGAGGCUUCUUGUGGAAGGCUGGAGCUGACAGAGGAAGCUCACCCACUCUCCCUGGAUUCGAACCGCUGACCUGUCGGUCAGCAGUUCUGCCGGCACAAGGGUUUAGCCCAUUGUGCCACCGGAGAUUCCUAUAUAUAUGCUGUUGUAUGUUCUUCUUCCUUCUGGAAUGAAUGUGGGGGCAUGACGAAGGCACCGGGCAUCUCCCCUACCCCUUGAGCCCCUUUUCCCGUCCCUCUCCUCUACUGGUCAAAGGGCCACAGGAUGUGCCGCUGCGGUAAUAGGCAGCAGACUUCGUCCAGGUAAGACGCAGCCAUGGGAAUCGGGCCCUCUGAGCCUCAGUCCGUGUCACAAGGGGGGGUGCAAGCAAGCCUUGGCCCAGGAAGACCCCCUCUUCAUAGGCUCCUGCUCCCCCCCCCCAAGAGGCUGAGAGGAAGCUCCCCUCUCAACGGCCUAGUUUACCAUCGGAGAGAAUCUCCCUGCAGUCUCCAAAAACAAACAAACCAAAGACUUUCAUGAGAACGUCAUAAUGACUAUGUAGGUGGAAUAAACUAUGGAACUAAGUCCAGGA
This is a messenger RNA of Anolis sagrei ordinatus, 5113 nucleotides long. RefSeq names its product regulator of G protein signaling 3 (gene RGS3). Gene Ontology annotation, molecular function: protein binding. Lineage: Eukaryota; Metazoa; Chordata; Lepidosauria; Squamata; Anolidae. Gene Ontology annotation, cellular component: nucleus; plasma membrane. The record is from RefSeq and is a predicted model, not a curated record.